This is a messenger RNA of Bolinopsis microptera, 994 nucleotides long. RefSeq lists its product as uncharacterized. Lineage: Eukaryota; Metazoa; Ctenophora; Tentaculata; Lobata; Bolinopsidae. The transcript has 5 exons. Bases 11 to 670 code for a protein of 219 amino acids. The record is from RefSeq and is a predicted model, not a curated record.
GGGAAGAUAAAUGGAGUAUUACACGACAAGUCACAACUUUUACGAUAAAUUGUACGACACUGCAGGAAAACCUCAUUUUGCGGGACAUCUUCCCGGGUACGCCGGCUACAGUCCCGGUAAGAGGUAUACUGAGGGAUUGACAUUCGGGGCUGCUACUGAGAAGAUUAAUAAGAAAGUAAGGUCGGAGAUUGAGAGUCGGUUUACGGAGCCACGAGGACCAAAAUGUACGCUAGUUCCGAGAUACUCCGCCUGUCAUGGUCUCCCAAUGGCUAUGUACAGGGAGCGACCCCAGUCAGGGACAGUGUUUGCAAACAAGCAGGAAAUGGACAGACUUGUAAAGUCUCUGUCUUGGUACAGUAGAUCAGCAAAGGACAGGGCCAUGCAGGGCCAGAACAAACUGCUACCCCACCGAUACAAGCACAGGACAUAUUCCAGUGCAACAGAAGCGGGGAGUAAGGGUUCCGAUACAUCUGAGAGAGAGCCGGUCCUCGAAACACCACUGAAGUUUCAGCGAGAGUCACGUAACAAAGCGUCCAAGCCCAAGUCGACGAGUUGUACUCAGUCCGAAUACAGCUUCAUCUUGAACAAUAGCCAGCCUGCUCAUUCUAGGGGUACAAGGAGGAUCAAGAGCAGUAAAACGUUGAGACAAAAACCUGUCGGAGGCUUUUGAGGCUGAACUUUGAGGAAUCAGAGAUAUUCUACAAUCUACAUUCUGUUCUCAGUGAUUCUUCCAAGAUCAAGAAUCGAAAUGAAACCUUAAGUUAAUAUGACGUGCAAAACCUGAAUUUACUUCAAACGGACUACAGACUAGCAUCGACAUUAUGCUGCUACUAAGGGCACACAAUACACAAUAUCUCAUUUGUUAUCGAAUCGUGUCUAUGAUUUUAAUUACUAGUUAUACAAUUAUGUUCGAUUCGUCAGGUAAUGGUGAUUAAUAAAGGAAUUUGAUUACAUCCAUGUGUAAUUACAUUGUAUUAUGAUUUUGAAAAUUAAA